Messenger RNA from Rhagoletis pomonella (apple maggot), 1587 nucleotides. Its product is annotated as lipoamide acyltransferase component of branched-chain alpha-keto acid dehydrogenase complex, mitochondrial-like. Bases 54 to 1280 code for a protein of 408 amino acids. The record is from RefSeq and is a predicted model, not a curated record. Gene Ontology annotation, cellular component: cytoplasm; mitochondrion. The transcript is spliced from 6 exons. Gene Ontology annotation, molecular function: acetyltransferase activity; lipoic acid binding. Lineage: Eukaryota; Metazoa; Arthropoda; Insecta; Diptera; Tephritidae.
UAGAUACAAUUUUCAAAUGUCUUCCAUAUUCCUAAAAAAAUGGUGCAGCGGCGAUGAUAAAGAAUUCGUUAAAAAUUUGCUGGAAAUCUCCGAAUGCGGCUCAAAUACGCUAUCUGAACUUAACACCAUGCUUACAAAAAUUAGUAACAUUUAGACUUAGCGACAUUGGUGAAGGAAUUCGUGAAGUUACUGUGAAGGAAUGGUUUGUCAAGGUCGGUGACUCUGUAGAACAAUUCGACGAAAUUUGCGAAGUGCAAUCGGAUAAAGCAUCUGUUACAAUUACUAGUCGUUACGAUGGCAAAAUCGUGAAACUCUAUCAUCCAGUAGAUGAUGUCGCUCAUGUAGGCAAACCGUUGUUAGACUUCGAAGUUGAAGAAGAUGAUGAUUCUGAUUCAGAAUCAAGCGCCGAUUCAGGUUCCAGUGCUAGCGAUCAUAAAUCUUUCCAAUCAUCUACUGGAAAAGUCGCAAGCGAUGAGGACGUAGCACGCCAUAUAACACUUGCAACGCCAGCAGUCCGUCGUCUGGCUAUGGAAAAUAAAGUAGACCUCUCAAAAGUACCGCCUACAGGUAAACAAGGACGUGUGCUUAAAGGAGAUGUACUCGAAUAUCUGGGACAUUUGCCAGCUGGCACCAAUAUACAACAUCCAACAAUUGCAGCCAAAAUUGAGGAGAUCAAAUCUUUAGAAACAAAGUCCGUGCCAAAAUCUACACCUGCUGUUCCUUAUCGUGUUGAGCCACUGAAAGGUGUGCCUAAAGCGAUGCUCAAGACCAUGUCAGCAUCGUUGGAAAUUCCUCACUUUGCCUAUAGUGAUGAGGUUAACAUGACAAAGCUUAUUGAUUUCCGGGAUCAAUUAAAAAGUGCGGCGAGCGAUCGAGGCAUACCUAAACUCACCUUCAUGCCCUUUUGUAUCAAGGCUGCAUCUAUUGCACUCUCAAAGUUCCCUAUUCUAAACAGUUCGCUAGAUAUUGAUAAGGAGGCAGUUAUUUACAAAGCGUCUCACAAUAUCAGCGUAGCUAUAGACUCUCCUCAGGGCCUAAUAGUGCCCAAUAUCAAGAACUGCGAGAGUAAAAAUAUUCUAGAAAUCGCAUUACAUUUGAAUGAACUGGUUGAAAGAGGUCGCAAAAAUGCAUUGACACCGCAAGACUUUGCUGAUGGUACCUUUUCACUUUCGAACAUUGGUGUGUUUGGCGGUACUUAUACUCACCCUUGCAUUAUGGCGCCUCAAGUGGCCAUUGGUGCUAUGGGACGAACAAAGGACUGCCUGUGGCAUCAAGUAUAAGUUGAGACGAAAUUUUGGACAUAUCCAAAAAUCUUUCCAGCAUGUAAAAGAGUGAAUUCCAGCGCGUUCUAACGUCUAGGAUGAAUUUCUUGGUGCAUCCUUCGGGAACUCUUGCUCGAUCCAAUUUGCAGGUUCAUUCGCUACGAAAGAAAUAGAACGCGUGGCCAUUUUCGUCGAAUUGUCAAAAUUGGCGUCACCCCGACGUUGGCGCCUUCUUACGGUUUUCAUUGGCAACUAAACUGCCAAAAUUUUUUAACUAUUCACAAAGAAAUGAGAUUAAAAAAUAAAAGUCCGGGAAUUGUCAAUG